Messenger RNA from Oldenlandia corymbosa var. corymbosa, 5293 nucleotides. The record is from the annotation of a GenBank genome assembly. NCBI's taxonomy places the organism in Eukaryota, Viridiplantae, Streptophyta, Magnoliopsida, Gentianales, Rubiaceae.
AACUUUUAAGGUGGUUAAACCAACAUGAUAAUACUAAUAUGGAUGGGAGUGGUACGUUACAUGAGUUAAACUUGGUUGGUAAAUAAUAUCUGUUCAUCAUCCUUUGACCCUCUGAUUUUUAACCUUAUUUAGUCUCCGAAGUAAUAUUUUUAAGUCCUUUUGGGUAGGCGUUUAGUCAAUGUUUCAAAGAUUUUCGAAAAUGGGUUCUUUUAGUUAUGGAGAGGAGAAUUAAUGCUUGGGGUUUGCAAGAGCAUUUCAUUCUGUAUUCUACUGCUAUCUUCUUGUUGGGCUCUUUAAUUUCUUGUGUUUUGUUUUGAUUUUUCUUAUUCCAAAGCUUCCUCAGUUUCAACGAAGAAAGUUGGGCUCUUUAAUGUUAUGAGUUUUGUUUUGAUUUUGGUUUGACUUUUGGUAGCAGAAUCUGAUUCAUCAAUCCUUCUUUGGAUGAAGAACAAACAAUUCAUAAUGUUUCUUCUUCUUCAGGAGAUUGAUAAAUAACUGGUGUAACUGUAAGUAACUCGAUCAUUCUGUCAGUUCUGACGAUUGAGUUCCAGUCCUUGAAACCCGUGAACACUUUUGACUAAAGGUAAAGAGAGCAACCCAGAUAUCCGGAAGUCUGAAUUUUGGGUUAUCUUGAGCCAUUAAUGGCUUCAUAAAUACUAAUUUCAACACAACGAAUUUUGGUGUUUAUUUUCACAUUUCUGAGCGGCCGACGAGGAAUCACAAUGAGGGGCGGUAGUGAAAUAGUCAUGGAGGAGGAGAAUUUAAGUGAAGCUCAAAUCUUGGUGGAUUCAUCUGCUGUUGUUGUUGGGAUUGCAAUCAGUGGAACUAAAAAGAGCAAAUAUGUGAUUCGUUGGGCGCUGGAGAAAUUCGUUCCAGAAGGAGAUGUUUUCUUCAGGUUGAUUCAUGUUAGGCCUAAGAUAUCUGUUGUUCCAACACCCAUGGGGAAUUAUAUUCCGAUUGCUCGGGUGAGACCAGAAGUGGCAGCAGCUUUUAAGAAGGAAACGGAAUGGGAAACAACCAAAAUGCUUACCCCUUACCAAAAGUUAUGUGCUGUACAUAAGGUGGAAACUGAAGUUGUUCAGAUCGAAUCAGAUGAUGUGGUCAAUGCCCUAACAGGGGAGAUUUCUAAGCACAACAUUAGUAAGCUUGUGAUAGGUUCUUCAUCUCGUGGGCUGUUUUCCAGAGGGGGAAAUAUAUCCUCAAAAAUUGCAGAAUCUGCCCCAAGCUUUUGCACAGUUUAUGUUGUUUCAAAAGGAAAGCUGUCAUCUGUGCGGCCAUCUGAUUCAGAAUCGAACCUAAGUGCUAAAGAUAAUCAUAGUGAUAGUCGUCGUACUACCAGUAACUUGUCAAGUGGAAAUUCUAGCUCUCCUUCAGAAUGGACGGAUCAAAAUACAGAUCAGAGUUCAACGGCUUCUUACUCUCAUCGUUCUUCCACCACCACCACCUCUCUGGCUUCACUGCCCCUCCAACGGUUUCAAGCUAUUUCUACUUUGAACCAAGCCUUAAGUCAUAGAAGAUUUGAUAGCAAUGACCUCAUCCGUCAAAGAAUUCUCUCUGUCGAUGAUGGUGCAGAAUCUUUUCUCAGUACUUCGGAUGUUAAUGACGUAUACACUGCAGCUUCUAGUCUCAGAAGUUUAUCACUGGAUGAAGUAUCAAUUGCUGAUCAAGCUUCAAUGUCGGAUUUCACAGAUCUUUCAUCUGCGAGUCAGAUCAAUAUGGACUUUGAGCUAGAUAAGUUAAGAAUUGAACUCAAACAUCUUCGGCAGAUGUAUGCAAUGGCUCAAAGUGAGGCAAUCGAUGCUUCCAGGAAGCUGAAUGACCUUAACAAGCGCCGAAUGGAAGACAGUAUAAAGCUCAAGGAAACCAUUCUUCAGGAGGAGGAAGCCAAGAAGUUGGCAGAGUGGGAAAAGCUACAAUUUGAGGAUGCCAAAAGAGAAGCUGAUUAUUUGAAGCAAUGUGCUGAAAGAGAAGCUGCACAAAAGAGAGAAGCGGAGGCCAAGGCUUUGCAUGAAGCUAAAGAAAAAGUAAAACUUGAGAAUGCCUUGGUUGGGAAUGCGUAUCAGUACCAGAAAUUUGCUUGGGAAGAAAUCAAAUCUGCUACUUCAUCUUUCUCUGAAAAUCUGAAAAUAGGAACAGGAGCAUAUGGAACUGUCUACAAGUGCAGCUUGCAUCAUACUGCUGCCGCUGUAAAGAUUCUGCACGCUGAGGACGCUUACAGAACAAAGCAGUUUCAACAGGAGCUUGAAAUUUUGAGCAGAAUUCGUCAUCCCCACUUGCUGAUUCUUCUAGGCGCAUGCCCUGAUCGUGGAUGCCUAGUAUACGAGUUCAUGGACAAUGGUAACCUGGAGGAACGAUUAUUGAGGAAAAAUAAUUCACCUGCACUUCCUUGGUUUGAGAGGUUUCGGAUUGCUUGGGAAAUAGCCUCAGCUCUUGCUUUCCUUCAUAACUCGAAGCCCAAAUCAAUCAUCCAUCGUGAUUUAAAACCCUCAAACAUAUUGCUGGACCAUAAUUUGGUAAGCAAAAUUGGUGAUGUUGGCCUUGCCACAAUAGUGCAGACAGACAUCACUUCUGGAUCUAGCUCAUAUCUGGUUACAGCUCCUGCUGGGACGUUUUGCUACAUAGACCCUGAGUACCAAAGGACUGGACUUGUCUCGCCAAAAUCAGAUGUUUAUGCCUUUGGGAUGGUAAUUUUGCAGUUGCUCACUGCAAAACCACCAAUAGGAUUAAGUCAUUUGAUGGAAAACGCUAUUGAGAAUGACUCUUUAAUGGCUGCCUUAGACCAAGAUGCUGGUGAAUGGCCAAUUAAACCAACAAAGGAACUGGCAGUUUUAGCUCUGGCCUGCACAGAGCUUAGGGGCAAAGAUAGACCAGAUUUGAACGAACAAAUUCUACCAGUUUUAAAGAAACUGAAAGAAUUUGCUGGUAGAGCUCAAGAUUCGGCACCAACUACUGCUCGGGUGCCUCCUACCAUAUUCAUCUGCCCCAUUCUGAAGGUAUGGAUGUUUUGAGAAAUCCUGAAUUCUAUGGACAAUCAUGCUCUAACUGAAACACAGUUUGCUGGAAUGAAUUUUAGUUCCCUUUACAUCAUGCCAACAUUGACUCGGAACUAAAAUUAAAAAUUCGUACAAACUAACUGCUGUCUGAGUAAUUUCUAAGUACAAAUUUUGUUGCUUCGAAGGUAUUUGGUAUAGAGAGUUCUCGUCUUUUUCUACUCAAUUAACACUUUUUCCAAAUUUCUCUCAUUACAGGAUGUGAUGGAGGAUCCUUGUGUUGCUGCUGAUGGCUAUACUUAUGACAGGAAGGCCAUAGAAGUAUGGCUCGAAGAUAAUGAUAAAUCCCCCAUGACGAACUUACCUCUUCCGCAUAAGUACCUUCUCCCAAACUACACUCUUCUUUCUGCAAUUAUGGAAUGGAAGUCAGGAGAGCAUUGAUCUGUUAUAGCUUUCAAUGUGUGAGGGUGUGUAACAUUCUUAGGAACCUUUCUGGCUGUAAAUUGCUUUGUGCGUGCAAUUUUAGGAAGGAAAAAAGGAUUAGAGUAGGACUACUGAAUCAUUAUGCUGAUGUACUCUGAUGUAUGGAUCCCAAAGUCAUUGAUUAAAGCCAGGCAAGAUGUUAAAUCCAUUCUGCAAGUUUCUCCCCAUAGAGCUAAUGAGAUUCGACAUGUGACACUUGUGUCAACCCGGACAAGUCUGCAAGGAUACCUAGGUUCUCUUCAGUUUCCAAUUUCUUCAAGCUUGCUGACUAUCUGCUUCAUAUCAGGUCUAAGUGAUGGUGAAGGAGAACAACAAGCCAUGGCUAGUUGAAACAUUCUGAAUAUCCGAUCUUCUGUUAAUGCCCUCUCAUCACUGCUUUGGCCUCGAAUUAUCUCUGGAUGAUACAAUUCCCUGAUUUGAUCAUCAAGUAUUGCAGUCCUAAUCGCAUUAGGCAAGUGAAAAUCCUGAUCUGGGGUAGGAUUCUCAUCAAUGGGAUCCUUCCCUGUUAACAGUUCAAGUAAGAUGACUCCAAAGCCAUAAAUAUCACUCUCUUCGUUGACAUCUUUCAUCUUUAUCAACUCAGGCGCUUUGUAUCCCUCAGCGGCCGAAGCUUCAAGCAUUUGUUGCGCUGCAGCUGUGUUUAAAAGAAGAUGCAGUCCAACGUCUGAAAGAAAAGGUUGAUAAUGCCGAUCAAGCAUCACAUUCUUCGACUUUAUAUUUCCAUGUAUUACAGGCAUCUCCAAAUCAUUGUGAAGAUAGCUUAAACCACUAGCAAUACCAAUGGAUACUUUAUGUAUGAUUGGCCAUCUGUGAGCCUCACCAUUUCCAUCUGUGAAUAAGUAAUACACAGAAAUCUUUUACUUGGCACUUGAAACAAUACAGAAUUUGACAGAAGCGUAAAUCGGUAAAACGACCUAUGGAUUCGAGAUUAAUUCCAUCAAUCAAAAUAGAAAAUACCAAUUUCUUAAUACCUGAAAUCUUAUGGAUAUUAAAAAGUUUAUCUCAGCAUGUGGAGGGGCAUCUUGACUAUAACAAAUGACAAAAAUGCAUCUAUAUCCAGCUAACGAACAACUCAACAAUGACAAUGAGUUCUCCAUUGUUUAGCCAACUACCAAGAUUAUAAUACACAGACGAAAAUGAAAUUUCCAGUGAUACUUUGUCUGGUUGGGAAAUUAUGAAUAAUUUAUGAGCCAUAAAGAUUCCAUUAAGGAAAAAAUUAAAAAAAAAAAACAAGUUAUUUUCAGAUCCCUAAAUAAGACAAGAAACCAAAAAGCAAGGGCCAGAUGCGAAUAGUCUAAACCGAAGACUUUAUGCCACACCAAAGAAGGAUCCAGACGCAAAAGCAAAAGGAAAAGGAAAAAGAAGAGAAGAUUUCCUGCUCGAAUUUUAGUCCAAAAAGAAAGUGAAAGAGGAAAACAAGGUUGCAUUGAAGAUCAAUCUCAGAUUACAUCUCAAGAUUUGCCCCAGAAAAAAAAAAGGGGGUUACAUCUUACAUCUGUAGACAUUAACUAUGAAGAAGAUGAGAAGCAUUAACUUCCAUUUACAGCACAAUGUAGCCCAGAAAAAAAUGUAGCACCUUUUCCAUUGUUCCUCAGAAUUGAAAAUAUUGGACUUGAAGAUAAUGCACAGAGUUUUUGAUUGAAUCAUUACAGACAUGAGAAUGGAAAAAUCAAAGAACCAACGAAAAUUAGAAGGAAAAGAGCUACCAAAAAAUCAAGUAUUGUGAGAGUUUUACCUCGAAUGAGUUCAGCCAAGGUGCCCCAUGGAUAAAAUGGAUAAACAAGCAGUUUUUCACCUCUUGAGCCUGCAUAAAAUGCUAG